CUCGUUUUCCCACUAAAUUCUUUCUCAAAAUUUUGUCACUAAAUUGAACUUGGAAAUAUUAAACGAACACACCAUGGUUAGUGACGAUACGAUUGUAGUCAUUAUUAGAGAGUACAACCCGAAAACAGACACCCAAAGAGUCGAACAAGUAGAAAGAAGCUGUGAAGUCGGGCCAAGCGGCGAAUACUCGCUCCAUGCUGAUCUUUUAGGUGACCCUAUAUGUCGAGUUCGCAACUCCCCUGCAUAUCUCAUGCUGGUAGCAGAGAUGGUGGCGACAGUCGACGAGGUCGAGACUAGAGAGGUUGUCGGGAUGAUACGAGGUUGCAUUAAAACCGUAACAUGUGGUAGAAAACUAUGUAGAAAAACCAUGGAAGCCGGUCCUGUUUUUACUAAACUCGCUUACAUCUUAGGCCUUCGCGUCGCGCCUUCUCAUAGGAGGAUGAAAAUCGGAUUAAGCCUCGUUUGUAGAAUGGAAGAUUGGUUUAGAGAGAACAGAGCUGAAUAUUCUUAUAUCGCAACUGACGCUGCCAACAAGCCUUCGGUUAAUCUCUUUACAGGAAAAUGUGGAUACUCUAAGUUUCGUAACCCAUCGGUCUUGGUCCACCCUGUAUUUGCACACCAAAUUCGUAUCAACCGACAAGUCUCAAUCAUUAAACUUUCAUUGUCUGAUGCCGAGACCAUCUAUCGGCGUAGAUUCUCCACCACCGAGUUCUUUCCUCGUGACAUUGACUCGGUACUAAAAAACAAUCUCAAUUUGGGGACAUUUCUAGCAUUACCAAAAGAUUGCCCGCAUUCAAUGUCAUGGGCCGGGGCAGAGUAUUUCCUUUCUGACCCGCCCGAAUCAUGGGCCAUCAUGAGUGUUUGGAAUUCAAAUGAUGUGUUUAAGAUGGAAGUUAAGGGUGCGUCAUGGUUUAAAAAAGGGGUUGUUAAAACUACUCGGGUCGUGGAUAGGGUCUUGCCUUUCUUGAACUUGCCUUCAUUACCCAAGAUUUUUAGCCCGUUUGGGCUACAUUUAUUAUAUGGGCUCGGUGGGGAAGGACCGUCAUACCUAAAGUUCGCUAAGGCCUUGUUUGGUCACGCUCACAACCUAGCCAAAAAGGGCAAGUGCGGCGUGGUAGCAACCGAAGUGUCCAGUGAGGAUCCACUCAUGUCCGCGAUUCCACAUUGGAAGGUGCUCUCAUUCGCAGAUUUAUGGUGCAUCAAGAGACUCGACGAAGACUAUAGUGACGGGUUUGUUGGGGAUUGGAGAAAGUCGCAACCAGAUCUAUCCUUCUUCCUUGAUCCUAGAGAGUUUUGAAUGUCUUGAUAUAAAUGUAUUAUGACAAUAUCAACAACGAUAUCCAAUCUCAUCAAUGCACAAGGCAUAUGGGAUAAGAGAUAUAUUAGUGAAAUGUAAAAUGUAUACGGUUUUAUCUUUCGAAAAUAGAAAGAAAAAAAAAAGUUAAAUUUUAUAGCUGUUUGGUAUAAACAAUAUAAGAUUCAAUCUUUUGAACUUAAUCAGUCUAGUCACUUGUUCUAGUUGAAUUAAUAUUUGUAAUAGAUGGAUGGGAAAGAAGCAAAAAUGCGUUUUGGAAUAGGUAUAUAUCCUCAAUUGGGACCUAGGUAUUUUUCUCUUCUUUUGUAAAUAAAUGGUAUGCUUUUGUA
This is a messenger RNA of Erigeron canadensis, 1644 nucleotides long. Its product is annotated as probable N-acetyltransferase HLS1. The coding region runs from base 74 to 1297 and encodes 407 amino acids. NCBI's taxonomy places the organism in Eukaryota, Viridiplantae, Streptophyta, Magnoliopsida, Asterales, Asteraceae. The transcript is spliced from 3 exons. Gene Ontology annotation, molecular function: acyltransferase activity, transferring groups other than amino-acyl groups. The record is from RefSeq and is a predicted model, not a curated record.